This is a messenger RNA of Helianthus annuus (common sunflower), 1296 nucleotides long. Its product is annotated as probable pectin methylesterase CGR2. Gene Ontology annotation, molecular function: methyltransferase activity. Gene Ontology annotation, biological process: pectin metabolic process. Bases 312 to 1175 code for a protein of 287 amino acids. The transcript is spliced from 6 exons. Lineage: Eukaryota; Viridiplantae; Streptophyta; Magnoliopsida; Asterales; Asteraceae. The record is from RefSeq and is a predicted model, not a curated record.
UUUUACUCUCUAAUUUCUCUUUUUAAUAGUACAUUGCUUUGUCUUUACAUUCACAUAUUUAAUUUAAUCUGAUUGUUCAUCGUCUUCUUUCAAAAUUUUAAAUUUAAUUCUGUUCAUGGGUUUUCCAGAUCGGUUCAUAUCCCUCCCUAUGCAAUCAUUUCAAUUUUCUUACGAACCCAAAUGCUACUAUAUCUUGAAUCAUUUUGAACAAUGUAAUCCUCUACUUAUUGUAUGCGGACCAAAAUUAGAAAAGAAUAAGACUCAAAUAAUUUUACGCCCGCCAUGUGUUCGACAAAAAGACCGUGUGGUUUAUGUUUGUGGGAAGCUUUGAUGAUACUUUUCAUUUGAAUAUCCUUAUGUUUUAUUCUUACUUUGCGCGACUAGUUAUGUCGUCAAGAAGGCUAGGAAAUCCAACGCGAAGGUUUGUGGGUGGCGGUAGUAAUUCGCUGGCGGGGAUUUUUCAUUCAAAAACGCGUCUUACGCCUCUAUUACCCAUUAUCCUUGUCUUGGUAGGAGCGUUCGCUAUCCUUUCACAUCUUUAUACGCACUCAGGUGGCUUUAGGGAUGCUAAAGUAAUUCACAUGGUUGAAGGUGAUUUUGGUUGCUCAUUAGAUGUUCAAACGGCUAUACCUUUUCUAAGGAAAACAUACGGUGAUGGAAUGCAGAAAGUAUUGCAUGUGGGCCCUGAUACUUGUGCGAUAGUCUCCAAACUGAUGAGGGUAAAAGAUGUGGAAGCAUGGGGUGUGGAACCAUAUGAUAUCGAGGAUGCUGACGUGGCAUGCAAACGUCUUGUGAAAAAGGGUAUCGUGCGUGUUGCCGACAUCAAGUUCCCUUUGCCGUACAGACCGAAAUCGUUCUCGCUUAUCAUAAUUUCGGAUGCAGUUGAUUACCUUUCUCCAAAGUACCUCAACCGAACCCUUCAAGAUUUAGCAAGAGUGUCUGCUGAUAAUCUUGUUAUAUUCACAGGUUAUUCUGGUAAGUCAAGAGCUAAAGUUCAACAACUAUCUAAUUUUGGACGCCCGGCUAAAAUGAGGAGCGCGUUAUGGUGGGCCCGGUUUUUUGUUCAAAUGAGCCUCGAUGAGAAUGAAGCUGCAGCGAUGAAGUUUGAGCAGGCCGCUUAUGAGGGUUCAUAUAAGCCUAAAUGCCAAGUUUUCCACCUCAAUUCGUAUCAGUGAUACGAUAAUUGUGUUUAUCUUGAUUAAUUGCAACUUGAUGAUGUUUUUAACCAAAAAUCAUUCAAUUCAUUUGAAUUUGAUACAGUUGGCUUGCGUUACAAAUAAAUAUGAGAUUAUGUUC